UUCCCUACAUAUAGGUCCCGCGGUUUAUGGUACCUUAAAAAAAUUAAAAAAGAAGGAAAAAGAUUCAUUUUGAUUCUAAGCACUUUUUCUUCGUUCUUAACCCUCAUCAUUCUCUAUAUACACUCUGCAUAUCCAUUCACCGCCGGCACUACCGCCGUCGAAGCCACAGAGCACGUACCCAAAAACAAAAUGAAGAGAAUUCUUGAUUCCGAUGCGACAAAGAGGAAAAAGAAGAAGAAGAGGAAGAGAGUGGUUUCUCCAUAUUUUGAACGAGUAGAAAGUACAAUAUCUAAAGUUGACAGUAAUCUUGCAUUUAAUUCUCAUGACUAUGAGAGAAAAACGAAAAAGAAGAAAAAGAAGAGAGUGGUCUCUCCCUAUUUUGAACGAGUAGAAAGUACAAUAUCUAAAGUUGAUAAUAAUCUAUCAUUUGAUUCUCAUGACCAUGAGAGCAAACAGAAGAAGAAGAAGAAGAGAAAGAAGAAGAAGGGAGUGGUUUCUCCUUAUUUUGAACGAGCAGAAUGUAUGAUAUCUAAGGAUGAGCCAGUUGACAAUAAUUUAACAUUUGAUUCUUAUGACCCAGUCGAAGAAAAGAAGAACAAGAGAGUUUCUCCUUUUCUUGCUCAAGCUGAAAGUAGAAUCUCUAAGGAUGAGAAUGUUGACAAUAAUUUAACUCUUCAUGGCCAUGCGAGAGAAAAGAAAAAGAAGAAAAAAAGUGGCACUUUUACUCUUAAUUUGGAAGAGGAACAAGGAGGCGCCAAUGUGGUUUCUCGUGGGGAUGGCAAGGAGAAGGCAAACAAGAGAAAAAGGAAGAAGAAUGAUGGUGCUAUAUACCCAAACAAGACAAGGGAUACUGUCUCCUCUGAUGCACAAAUGAGAGAUAUAGUGAAGCUGACAGAGAUAAAUGUGGCGUCUGAUGGGAACAUGGCUACUGAUGAUUGUAAGACUUCUGCAAAGAAUUUGCUAAAUGAGCAAAUGGUUGCCCCUAAUGCAGGGAUGAGUUUUGAAGAUGUGCUUUCCAAAUACGCAUACAAAAGUGAUGGCCGGUUGAAUUUUAGGGACAAGAAGAUUCUUGGCGCUCCUCAUUACCCAAUGGUUGUGAAGAAUAUUGAGAAAUAUGAAGAAUCCGAGAAUAAGAUCAGCAAAGAAGCAGAGGGAACGCUUAAAAUCACUGAGAAUGAGGCUGCUCCUUUGCCAGCUAUUCCUUAUGGAAACUCAGGAUCCCAAAUAUCAGAAGUCGGGAAUGUAACUCCAACUAGGAAUAUAGAGAAUGAAAAACCAAACAGCAGAGUCCACAUACAAGUUCGUAAGGUUUCCCCCAAUUUUAAUUUGUCCAUUGGACAGCAAGAAUGCAUGAAAAUCAAACCCCUAAAACCAUGUGAAAGAGUUGGUCUUACAGUUCGAAAUGUCUCCCCCUACUUCCAAAAGGUACCCAAACAAGAAGAAGAAGAAGCUGCAGAUAGCAACAUGAUCGAUAACAAACAUGGACAGAAAAAGUUACCAGAAAAGAAAAAAAGACCAGCUCGGAAGAGUAUUACUCUUUCUGCUGCUGAAAAGCGAAGUGAGGCUUAUCGAAGAAAAACUCCAGACAACACAUGGAAGCCACCACGAUCUGAUUUUGGGCUCCUCCAAGAGGAUCAUGCCAGUGACCCUUGGAGAGUGCUGGUUAUAUGCAUGCUUCUUAACUGCACAACUGGUAAGCAGGUUCGGGGAGUCAUAUCAGAUUUCUUUACUCUGUGUCCUGAUGCAAAGGCUGCCACUGAAGCCAAAACAGAGGAGAUCGAAAAGAUAAUUGUACCUCUAGGUUUGCAGAAGAAGAGGGCAGUUAUGAUACAACGCUUAUCUCAGGAGUAUUUGGCGGAUGACUGGACCCAUGUGACCCAGCUGCAUGGUGUUGGAAAGUAUGCUGCUGAUGCCUAUGCAAUUUUCUGUACGGGAAAGUGGGAUCAGGUGCGUCCCAAAGAUCACAUGCUCAAUUACUAUUGGGAUUUUCUUCACAAGAUCAACAUUGCUUCUUAGGCAUUCGUUUUGUCUAUUUAACUAAUUGGAUGGUUGAUAAGAGACUGCAUAUGUUUUGGACAGUGUCCCACAGUAAUAGGAAAGAAAUAGGAGAAUUUUUGUUUGGAGGAAUAGUUCAGGAGGACUGAAUUAAUUCCCAUUUAUUCUACUUCUGUCCAUGAAUCAACAUUGGGCCUUUUGUUUUAGCCGCCAUAGCAAAUGGAUAUUUUUAUUAAUUUUUGUAAAUGAUUUUGCUACCAAGGAAUGAAAAGAGGAUAGGCGGAGCUUUAUAUGUUUA
This is a messenger RNA of Ricinus communis (castor bean), 2293 nucleotides long. RefSeq lists its product as uncharacterized. The transcript has 4 exons. Bases 190 to 2016 code for a protein of 608 amino acids. Gene Ontology annotation, biological process: DNA repair. Gene Ontology annotation, molecular function: catalytic activity; DNA binding. Gene Ontology annotation, cellular component: nucleus. The record is from RefSeq and is a predicted model, not a curated record. NCBI's taxonomy places the organism in Eukaryota, Viridiplantae, Streptophyta, Magnoliopsida, Malpighiales, Euphorbiaceae.